AGCUACAUAAAAUGUGCAAACAUAAUGAUUUCUCAUUUGAAAAAUUAAAAAGAUGCCACUUUGCCUACUUGAAUCGAUUAAAGCACUAUGACGAAGAUUAUCCACUUUUCAAUUCAAACACAUGCACCGAAAAAUGUAAAGAGAAAAUGAAAAAGAUUACAAGAUUCACUUUUUCAAUGGAAGAAAAACUUAUUUCAAACUACUUUGACGAUUGCAAAAUGGUUCCUGAUAACAUAAGAUGCUCUAUUUCUGAAUAUUACUGGUGUCUCAAUAGAAAUACAUUAACCCCAAACUCAAAAUAUAUGAAUAUCGGUUUUGUUGAUGGAAAAGUUGUUCGUUUGUGUGAUAACUCCAAUGAUUUUACACCAGAAAAAAUAGAAGAAGCUUUAAAUCAAUUGAUUAAAGAAGAAAACUAAAUAAAUAAAAUAAAAUGCAUUUGUAGUUUUUAAAAAAA
Messenger RNA from Dictyostelium purpureum, 454 nucleotides. RefSeq lists its product as uncharacterized. Lineage: Eukaryota; Evosea; Eumycetozoa; Dictyosteliales; Dictyosteliaceae. The coding region runs from base 12 to 416 and encodes 134 amino acids. The transcript has a single exon. The record is from RefSeq and is a predicted model, not a curated record.